GGUGUGUUGAGGCGGUGUAGAGUGUUUGGACUUGAAUUGAGUGUCGCUGCACAACCCGCCCGGACAUGGCAACUACGGUGCUCAACAGCUACCCGCUAAUGAAAAGCGGCAGCAGUAGAUACCCCCCUGACGCCGACGUUACGACUUUAUCCAAGCAAGCGAAGGAAAAUCCAAGCAAUACACCGCGUCACAAAGCAGUUAGUAAUGAGCUGUUAAGCGUGAAACAACAGCAGCAGCAGCAGCAGCAGCAGCAUCAACAGAUCCCAGUGUCCGCCAACCGCGUCGAGUCGAACGGUGCGCCAAAACUAUUGCCAGCAGCAGCAGCAGCAGUAGGAGCAGCGACCAACAGCAGCAGCAAGGACCGCCAGGAAACAUCCGGUCGAGCAGCAGUAGCACCAACAAGCAACACCAUGAGCAACGCAUCGUUCAACCGCGACCGCCUCGGCCAGUGGCCGUCCGCAUCCGACAGCGAAAUUGCGGGGUCAAUCGCUGGAUUCGACCGACUCCGCAGUGGAAAGUUCAAUAAGGGCCUAUCGUUCACCAUCGAGGAGCGGCAGGUGCUAGGCAUACACGGGCUGUUGCCGGCGGCGGUGCGCACCGAAGAGAAGCAACUCGAGCACUGCCUGGCACUGCUGGAGCACUACACUGAGCCGCUUGACAAGUACAUUUAUCUGAUGGGAUUGGCGGACCGUAACGAGCGGCUGUUCUACCGCGUGCUCGGCUCGAAUAUCGCCGACAUGAUGCCGCUCGUCUACACGCCGACGGUCGGGCUGGCGUGCCAGAAGUACAGCCUGAUCUUCCAGCAGCCGAAGGGCCUGUACGUGUCGAUCAACGACAAGGGCCACGUGUAUGAGGUGCUGAAGAACUGGCCGGAGGUGGACGUGCGCGCCAUCGUCGUGACGGACGGCGAGCGCAUCCUCGGCCUCGGCGACUUGGGCGCGAACGGGAUGGGUAUCCCGGUGGGCAAGCUGGCCCUCUACACAGCGCUGGCCGGCAUCAAGCCGAGCCAGUGCCUGCCGGUCACGUUGGACGUGGGCACCAACACGCAGUCCAUUCUCGACGACCCGCUGUACAUCGGACUGCGGCACCGGCGUGUGACCGGCGCUGCGUACGACGAGUUCGUGCAGGAGUUUAUGGAGGCGGCGGUGCGCCGCUUCGGUCGCAACUGUCUGAUCCAGUUCGAGGACUUUGCCAACGCGAACGCGUUCCGCUUCCUGGAGCAAUACCGCAACGACUACUGCACGUUCAACGACGACAUCCAGGGUACGGCGUCGGUCGCCGUCGCCGGCCUGUUCGCCUCGCUGCGCAUUACCAAGAAGCGGCUGUCGGAGAAUCUGAUCCUGUUCCAGGGCGCGGGCGAGGCCGCGCUCGGUAUCGCCGAGCUGUGCGUGCUGGCGAUGCUGCGGGACGGGUUGAGUGCGGCGGAGGCUCGCAAGCGCAUCUGGCUCGUCGACAGCCGGGGCCUGAUCGUGAAGGACCGACCGACGGGGGGCAUCAGUGGCCACAAGCACCACUACGCACACGAGCACGAACCCGUCGACACGCUCGCGGAGGCGGUCGAGCAGCUGAAACCGACCAUUCUGAUCGGGGCGGCCGCCAUCGCCGGUGCGUUCACGCCCGCGAUCCUGCGCAAGAUGGCCGACCACAACCCGCGACCGAUCAUCUUUGCGCUGUCGAACCCGACCAGCAAGGCGGAGUGCACGGCCGAGCAAGCCUACGAGCACACGGACGGGCGGGCCGUGUUCGCCUCCGGUUCCCCCUUCGCUCCCGUCACCAUCGGCGAGCGGACGUUCUACCCGGGCCAGGGUAACAACUCGUACAUCUUCCCGGGGCUGGCGCUCGGCGUGCUGUGUGCCGGGGCCACCACCAUCCCCGAGGAAAUGUUCCUGAUCUCGGCGAUGACGUUGGCCGAUAUCGUGACCGAGGAGGACCUGGAGCGUGGCAGCCUCUAUCCACCGCUCGAGCGCAUCAAGGACUGCUCGAUCAAGAUCGCCGUGCGUGUCAUGGAGUACGCGUACGAAAAUGGACUGGCUACCACCAGGCCGGAACCGCAGGACAAGGAAGCAUUCGUGCUAACCCAGAUGUACGACGCUGGCAACAAGGCGGCCCUGCCGGUCACAUACCCCUGGCCCAAGCUGUAAGAUGCAGCCUAAAUCACAAGCCAACCAAGCCAACGGACACUACGGAAUUUCGACCCACACCGGAAGUCAUCCAUACCUGGCUUUUUUUGUUUUUGUUUUCUUCCCCUAACUUAUCUUCAUCAAUGUCAAAUAUCAACUGUUGUAAUUAAGUGGUUUGUUUUGUUAUAUACU
Molecule: messenger RNA, 2312 nt
Organism: Anopheles coustani
Lineage: Eukaryota; Metazoa; Arthropoda; Insecta; Diptera; Culicidae
Gene: Men
Product: NADP-dependent malic enzyme
Exons: 3
Coding region: 66-2141 (691 amino acids)
Biological process (GO): pyruvate metabolic process; malate metabolic process
Cellular component (GO): mitochondrion
Molecular function (GO): NAD binding; malate dehydrogenase (decarboxylating) (NAD+) activity; malate dehydrogenase (decarboxylating) (NADP+) activity
Source: RefSeq, a predicted model, not a curated record